CUCAGUUCAGGGAACACCUUGGAGAGAGAUCUCUCAGGGUCUUUCUUCCUUUCCUUCUGUGCCCUACGUCCCAUGUGUAAAUCUGGGCAGUGGAAGGAGACCUGGAUCUUGGAGAGGGGCCAAGGUCCUGUGUUCUUGGGGCUGGAUCUGAAAUUUCCUGUAAGGGAGAAGCAGAAUUUGCUGAGUUCUUCCUCCUAUUCAUAACCAGCAAAUCGUGUUGAUGGGGGUUCUGCUCCUGUCUGACCACAAAUUAUGCAAUGGUGGGUCAGCCCCCGGAUACUCCCUCUUUGCCUUUUAACCAAAAGCUGAAUCAACUCCCAGAGGAGACCAGAGGCCAGUGAGGCACCAAUAAACACGGUGUGAGCGAGAUGGAGAACUCCUCCGUGCUCCCCUCGGACGCCCCCCUCUUCCCCCACUCCCCCAUCCACCAGACCUUCUGGAUCAUCUCCCUCAUCGUCUGCUGCUUGGCCUUCGUCCUGGGCGUCGCUGGCAACGGGCUGGUGCUCUGGGUGGCGGGCUUCCGAAUGAGCCGCACGGUCACCACGGUCCUGUUCCUCAACCUGGCGGCCGCGGACUUCGCCUUCACCGCCUUCCUGCCCUUCGUCAUCAGCAGCACGAUCCUGCAGCCGCACUGGCCCUUCGGCUGGUUCCUCUGCAAGCUCCUCAGCUUCCUGGCCGUCCUCAACAUGUUCGCCAGCGUCUUCCUGCUGACCCUCGUGGCCCUGGACCGCUGCGUCUCCGUGCUCUGGCCCAUUUGGGCCCGGAACCACCGCAAGCCCCGUCUGGCCGCCCUGGCCGCCGCCGGGGUCUGGAUAUUCGCCUUCGCCUUCUCGCUGCCCACGUUCAUCUUCAGGACCACGGACACGGAGGACGAGAUCACCUUCUGCUACAUGGAGUUUGACCCCUGGGACGAGGCGGGGGAGGACGAGGAGUCCGUGAACGCCCUGUAUGAGAGUCGCCACUGGUCCCUGGUGCUGACCCGCUUCUCCCUGGGCUUCCUCAUCCCCCUCCUCAUCAUCAGCGUCUGCUACGGGCUCAUCACGGCCAAGCUGUGGAGCGGGAUGCGCAGGGUGCGCUCCAGCCGGCCCUUCCGGAUCCUCACGGCCGUGGUGGUCGCCUUCUUCCUCUGCUGGCUCCCUUACCACGUGCUGGGCAUGAUCGAGGCUUCCGUCCCCGCCCACCCUCAGCUCGCCCAGGUUCUGCCCUACCUGAGCCCGUUCUCCUCCUCGCUGGCCUUCGUCAACAGCUGCCUCAACCCCCUGCUCUACGUCUUCAUAGGUCGGGACUUCAGGGAGAAGCUCUUCCGCUCCCUGCCCGCCGCCCUGGAGAGGGCUCUGAGCGAGGAGUCCGCCGCCACGGGGGCCACCGGCAGCAGCUCGGUCUCUGCGGCCCCCAUGGCUGUCACCGAGACAUAGACUCUGUGAGGAGACUCCACUCUCGGGGGAUUCUGGGAACUUCUGCUUAAGUCCCGAGUUCCAGCGGCCUCCCAACGCGGACUUUUCUGUUCUAAGGUGGCUCCUAGCUCUGAUUCUAAGGGCAAUCCCAGCCCUGUUCUGAAUCCAGAAUGUAUGCUCCCAUUUUUCAGAACCUUUCAGCUCUGGUACUCCCUGUUCUGUGUUCUAAGGACGCCCCAGUUUCCACCUGUCAUAGGAAAGCCUCAAUGAUUGGUCAGCACGCUGAGUCUUAAAGAAGGAAGGGAGACGACAUCCCAACGUCAUCCCAAAUCAGUGGAUCCCUCCUCCUUCCCUGCCCUCAGAAGUCCCCACUCCUGGUAGAUGGCCUCCUCCUGCUGUGGCUCUGGGGUCCCGGAUACCAACAAGCUUCCCACUGAAUCACCAGAGUUUGUUCCCACAGAGAACACUGAGCUCCUCCAGGACUUGGUCCUGCUCCCCUAACCUUCCCUGGAGGAAAGGGGAAUACUGAGCUGAGGAAGGGAGGGGUCUUUCUCUGAGAAGAGGAAGGGAAAGUGCUGGGAAAACAGUCUCAAAUCCUCACUCUGCCACUGGGACCUGGGCUUAGAAUCAACUAAAGGAGGCUGGAGGGCCAUUCAGUGACCUUCAAGGGCUUCCAAGCCAUCAUUUUAAAAAAUAUAUUAUGCAAGGGGUUUUUUAUGGUUUCCAUGUCCUAGACUCUCCUACCUCAUUUCAGAAAAUCCUUUCAAUAAAGAACCCUUAAAAAGGUAGUGGGGAGAAGGUGAUUAAAAGAGGAAGAUGAGAGAAAAGUGCAGCAAAAUUGCUCCAUUUGGGGGUGGGGGGGGAAGCUAGUAUUCUUACAUGAAGCACCCCUUCUGACUCCAUUUUGUUGCCAGUGGUUUGUUGGCUCAGGGGUGAUUCAGUGAGACUGGCAGGGACUCCCUCAGUAAUUGGGCUUAGAGAUGAGUUCACACACCAUGGGUCACACUCAGGGAGAGUCACUUCCCUGGUGGGUCUGGCCACUUGGGGAAGGGUUUAGUUACAGCCCUCUGUGGAGUUGUCUUAAGGAGUAGGUGGGGGACAGGGAAAGACCCUCAUUUUCACACAUAUACAAAAACAGAGAUAGAAUUUAAGGCUACAAGGAAGCCUAGACAUCCAUUUUACAGAUGAAAAGAUUAAGGAUUAUUUUGGUUUCCUUUUUGUAAAUUCCAAUACCUAAUUUAAUGUCUUGCAAACCGUCGGUACUUAAUAAAAUCAUGUUGAAUUAGCAUGAGGCAACCAGUGGCCUGUUAUUCUGAUCAAACGAGAUAAUAUUUGUAAAAAGCACUUAGCACAGCUCCCAGCAAGUUGUAGGUACUAUAUAAAUGUUUGUUCCCUCCUUUUCCCCUUUUCCGACCUAUAAAGGAAAAGAAGUAUACCUGAGGUCCUAAACUAGAGAGGUAGGAUUUGAACUAGAACUCCAUCCCUAGUAGUGCCCUCCAUUAUUCAAUAUCUCUUUCUCACUGGUUGGGAGCCCCACAUCUAAGGAAAUAUGGGAGAAGGAUGCAUAGUCUGACUGAGAGAACACAUCCUCCACAGAAGGAACAUUGGUCACAGCCCUUGGAAGCCCACCAUGUUGGAAAUUCUCCCAUCCUUUGCUUGUCUACCUGAACUACAGAUCUGGGAAAAGGAAAGGUCAGAGGUGAAAAGGAUCUCAGAAAAGAGAACUUCAGAGCUGGGUUGAAAAGCUUGGUACUUUGGGAUGUCAACAAAAAAGCCUACUGGUGGUCAUUUUGUGUCUCUCCCACACAGUGACAGAGGCAGGUGGAUUGGGUCUGCAUCCAUUUAAAAGGGAAGACAUCUGCACUCAUUUCUCUUCUUCCCAUCCAGAAUCCCCUCCUUCUAGGAGCUCUUGUGAGAAAUAAAGAUUGCUUGAUUAUGGCCACCACAAUAAGUGCUCUUUCAAAGAAGACUCGAAUAACUCCUCUCCCUCAGAACUGAGCCCAGUUUGAGCUCAAAGAUUCAGAGCUAGGGGCACCUUUAGAAAAAGGGGAAAGCACCCCAGUGUUCUCCCAAUAGUCCAUCAACAAGUGAUAGUCUUAUAUUUCUAUUAGGGAAUAAAGCAGCAAUAGAAAAUGCUGAUAUUGCUGUAAUUCUAACCAAUAAGAGGAAGGACAACAAAGAUGCUCUCCCUAGUAGGUGGUCCUCAACAAUUCUAUUUGAUUUGAAAACCAUCGAUGCGGAGCAACAGGAAAAAAAAAACCAUUCUGAGCAGGAGGAAGUCACAAAACUCUUCCCACCCAGAGGCUUACAUGGUUCUGCCCCCCUCACUAUCAAGCAAGAGAGAAUGAUUUAACCUGUUGGAGUCUUUUGUAGACACAAUCCAUUCUGGUUCAUUGAUUAAUUAAAAGACUUUUCUUUAAUAUGCAUCCAAUGGACAGGAAACUUCUAGGAGACCCGGACGUGCCCUGAAUCUGGGAAGCAAAAAGUAGCACCAUCACACAUUUCUGGAAGGAGGUUCCCCAAGCCUUCAUAUAUUUAUUUAAGGGGGAGAGUAUAUUGUACCUGAUUUAUGGAUUGAGCCCCCAUCGGCCAAUCCUUUCCUUUACACAGCAAAAUCUGGUAUUUUUAUGCUUAUAUAUUCAAUAAGUGUGGAAAUGCACUUCACAUAGAACAUUUCUUUUGAGUAAUCUCUCAACAACUCUUUGAAGCAGGUCAUUUAGCAUUAUUUUUGUCAAUAUUUCCGAAACCAUUCCUCUGCCCAUCAGCCCGUGUCAGUUCUGCUUUGACCUUCAGCUGAAAGGCUAUCCUUGAGAAGAGCAGACUGGGUUUGGCCCCAGGGGCAGAGCUCAGCGAUAGGGCUUGGGGGGAUGAGGGGGAGCUGCGGAGAGAGAGCAUCCUGCUCAGUCCAGGGAAAGCCGGAAUCCCGACAUCAUUUCACGGUCCGUAUUUAGGUUGUUCUGUGGAGAUGCUGGGGCUCAGGAUAAGCCCCCCGCAGACCCCGGGGGACAGAGACUUUUGCACUUUUCCCCUUCCUUCUCUCCCCUGCGCCUUUCCUGUGACCUUGCAGAAGCGACUUCCUUGGACACAAACAGGGACAGAGGCUGAGAUGGAGUCUUUGGCAAGGGCAGCAGAAGCGUGAGGGGACCAUAAGGGUAACCAGGCUAAUCCGGGCAUCUAGUGGCCAAUGCAGGUACUGCAGUCCGCACAUAGACUGACGAGUGGGUCCCUUGUGGCGACCUCUGGUGGCAUAUUCACAUAUUGCAGCCAUUUGUGGGUCAAUUAACACAAGCUGUAUGGGCGUGAUUUUUGAGUCUUCCAUGAAAUGGGAGAGGGAAUGACUGAGCAAUGGUUUCCUGUCCCAAGAUCCCAAGGACGUGACCUUCCAUGGGAUUUGAAAGGAUUUGAAAAAAAAAAAAAAAA
Molecule: messenger RNA, 4814 nt
Organism: Sarcophilus harrisii (Tasmanian devil)
Lineage: Eukaryota; Metazoa; Chordata; Mammalia; Dasyuromorphia; Dasyuridae
Product: N-formyl peptide receptor 2-like
Exons: 2
Coding region: 369-1415 (348 amino acids)
Biological process (GO): positive regulation of cytosolic calcium ion concentration; inflammatory response; phospholipase C-activating G protein-coupled receptor signaling pathway
Cellular component (GO): plasma membrane
Molecular function (GO): N-formyl peptide receptor activity; complement receptor activity
Source: RefSeq, a predicted model, not a curated record